Strongylocentrotus purpuratus (purple sea urchin) is the source of this 1980-nucleotide messenger RNA. Its product is annotated as cytochrome P450 2U1-like. Gene Ontology annotation, cellular component: cytoplasm; intracellular membrane-bounded organelle. The transcript has 6 exons. The record is from RefSeq and is a predicted model, not a curated record. Bases 46 to 1980 code for a protein of 644 amino acids. Gene Ontology annotation, molecular function: heme binding; iron ion binding; oxidoreductase activity, acting on paired donors, with incorporation or reduction of molecular oxygen, reduced flavin or flavoprotein as one donor, and incorporation of one atom of oxygen. Gene Ontology annotation, biological process: xenobiotic metabolic process. NCBI's taxonomy places the organism in Eukaryota, Metazoa, Echinodermata, Echinoidea, Camarodonta, Strongylocentrotidae.
UCAACGUUAGAGAUAUUAAAAUCAGAGAGGGAGGAAGCGGCCAAGAUGUAUCAGCAAGACCGCCAUUCCCUCUUAGAGACCAUCGCGUUUGGACGCCGGUGUCAGUGCCCCGCCCAGAGGGCCAAGGACCAGGGAGUAGUCAGCGAGUCCAGACACUCCUUCUCCUCAAGCACCGUUUCCGAUGGGGAGGUGGCUAACCAUUUCCUCAGCCCUCCCCGGGGGACACCUGAGGAUGCUGUAGCAGAGAGGGCGGUGCAGCGAUCCAUCAUGGAGUAUUCACACUUUGACUGGACCAAGAAACCUCUUGCAGAGGAACGAAGAAUGAGCAAGACUGAGAUAAUCACUCAAUCCUGUUUUCCUAGAGGAUCUCGUUUCCCCGCGGGUCCUCUCGGCGUGCCGGUCUUGGGAUACCUCCCAUUCUUGGACUGCCGACGACUCCAUCAGAGCUUGAUGAGCCUUGGCCGUCGCUAUGGCAACGUUUUCUCUCUCAAGAUCGGCGCGCAGACGGUCGUGGUUCUGAAUAGCGCUAACGUCAUCAGGGAGUGUUUGGUUGGGAAAGCGACGAGUUUUGAUGGACGACCGGUAUGGAUGCUGAACAAGGUUAACCAAGGAAGAGGUAUAGCCAACGAGCAACCCACCAAAAAGUGGCAAGCCCAUCGCAAGGCGUGGUCAAAGGUCACGCGAAGUUUAACCUCCUAUGACCUUGACAUGGAGGGCAAGAUAUCACAUGACAUUGACCGCAUCCUCUCUGUCUUAGAGUCUAGUCAAGGACAUCCAAUCGAUGUCUCCAAGACAGUACAUAUGGCUCUAUGCAACAUCAUCUGUUCUUUAUGCUUCGGGAAGAGCUUCUCGUACGAUGACCUCGACUUUCAGCACCUACUCAAAAUGGCGGACAAGUUCUUCCGCUACCUUUCAAGUGCCAGUGCUGUGAAUUUCUUCCCGAUUCUUUGGUACUUGCCGCUGAAAGCAAACAAGGCUGUAGCAGAAGGAUACGAGGGUAUCUUUGGUUUUGUGAAGAAUCUCGUGGAAGAGAAGCAAGAUGGAGUAGGGAGGAUGCAGGACCGUGGGUUUAUUGAUGUGUGCUUAGAUGAGACCAAAUCAAAGAAGAACUGUGAUGUUGUAAAGAUGAAAUCAAAGAAGACUUCUGCAGAUAUGCCAGGCAGAAAUAUUGAUCGAAAUGCCGAGACUACAAAUGACAACAAAAAUGACUCCAUAUCUUCUGCAGAUUCCCAUUGUCAUCAACCAUGUGGCAACGGCACGGCAUGCAAAGAAAUGGACAACGACGACGAGAAUGAUGUCCUCGAGACACUUGACGAGUACAGUCGACGAGUCAUCUGCGAAGAUGUGACAUACGUAGCGACCGAUAUGUUUAUAGGAGGAGCCGAAACAACACAUGCAGGCGUGAUGUGGUCUAUUGCCUUCAUGGUGCUCUACCCAGACAUUCAGAUUAGGGUGCAAAAGGAACUUGAUGAUAUGGUUGGUGACCAACAUCUGCCGGUUUGGAGCGAUCGACAUCAUCUUCCAUACACGCAGGCUUGUCUGCAGGAGAUCCUUCGCCUCGGCAACGUCAUCCCCAUUGCGAUUCCUCAUGUGACCACCCGUGACGUCACAAUGUCUAAUGGAUGUCAUCUCCCCCAAGGGACCACUGUCUUGUCCAACCUCUACGCUUGUCACAUGGACCCUAGUGCCUGGGAAAGCCCCAGGGAGUUCCGGACGGAGAGGUUCCUAGAUUCGGAGGGCAAUCCAAAGCGAUUUGAUCACUUCAUGCCCUUUUCAAUAGGUCGUCGCAUGUGUCUUGGAGAGCAGUUGGCCCGCAUGGAGCUCUUUCUCGCAUUCACUCAUAUCUUCAUCAAGUACGACGUCAGCUUCGCGCCAAACGAACGCCAACCAUGCCUCGAAGGCCGCCCCGGAAUAACGCACAGCCCCUAUCGCUUCAAAAUAUGUGCAAUACCAAGAAAAGCUACGAAAAUGGAACGGUAA